Stegodyphus dumicola is the source of this 1815-nucleotide messenger RNA. Its product is annotated as cGMP-dependent 3',5'-cyclic phosphodiesterase-like. The record is from RefSeq and is a predicted model, not a curated record. Lineage: Eukaryota; Metazoa; Arthropoda; Arachnida; Araneae; Eresidae. Gene Ontology annotation, molecular function: protein binding; 3',5'-cyclic-nucleotide phosphodiesterase activity. Gene Ontology annotation, biological process: signal transduction.
GUUUAUUGUGACAGUUGAACAGGGUUAUCGUGAUCCUCCUUAUCAUAACUGGAAACAUGGAUUUUCUGUUGCGCAUUUUUCGUAUUUACUACUGAAAAAUUUAAAGUUAAUGGGAAAUCAGCUGAGUUUUCUAGAAGGUCUGUCUCUUUUUGUUGCUUGCCUUUGUCAUGACUUAGAUCAUAGGGGAACUACUAGUUCUUUCCAAGUGACAUCAAAAUCUGUGCUUGCUGCUUUAUAUAGCUCUGAAGGAUCUGUUUUAGAGAGACAUCAUUUUGCUCAAACAAUGGCAAUCCUGCAUACUGAAGGAUGCAAUAUAUUUGAAAACCUAUCUGAAAAGGAAUAUAAAACUUGCUUGGAUUAUAUCAAGGACAUUAUAUUAGCAACUGAUCUAGCUCAUCACUUCAGGAUAUUGAAGGACAUUAAGCAGGUUUUAAAUGAUGGAUAUGACAGCUCCAAUGCUGAUCAUCAUAGAAUCCUUUUGUGUCUUAUAGUUACUUCGUGUGAUUUAUCAGAUCAAACCAAGGACUGGACAAAUACAAAAGAGAUAGCAAAACUUAUCUACAGGGAAUUCUUUUCCCAAGGAGAUUUAGAAAAAGCAAUGGGUGUGAUGCCAAGUGAAAUGAUGGAUAGAGAGAAAGCACGCAUACCUCGAUUGCAAAUCAAUUUUUUGGAACAAAUUGUUUUACCAGUAUAUGGACUUCUCUCGGGAUUUUUUCCACAAUUGUCUCAUAUAGUGGACACAAUUGAAAAGCAUAAAAGGCAGUGGGAAAAAGUUGAAUGUGUAUUUUCUGAAUGCUACUCUUCCAGCAAUGUGUCUCCACUAGAUUUUCUGGAUGAUGGAAGAAUUGAUGCUGCUGCAUUAUCAGUUUAAUCUCAUUUCUUGAAAAUAAGUUAGCCUAUUUUGUAAAAUGUCUGUUCAUGGCUUGAGGUUAUUUAUUAUGCUUUCAAGGAACAUCAGCUUGCAGUAAUAGCGGUAGCUGUUUAAUAUGUAUUUAAGACUGUAAUUUUAUUAAAUAAAGUGAAUUGAAUAAGGCAGAUUAACAAAUGGUUCUGAGUAUAAAGAUGGUAACUUUUUCAUAAAAAUAUUGUUUUGAAAACGAUUUUUCUCAUAUGCUCAGACUAGCAUUUGGAAAAUAUAGUAAACUUGUUAAUCAUGUAUUACUUUAUCCACACGCUAAAUGAAACUCAUUUACUUACUUUUAAAAAAUGAUGGUAUUAAGAUAAUUUUAUUUUAUUGUCUUGUAAGUAAUUAAAUUUCUGUUGUAACACAUUCAAAAUACUGAACUCUUAGAUCUUUAUAUGUAAGGUUGUUUUACUUGUAUAUGCUUCUUUUAACUACUUGGUAAAAAUAUAAGGUUGCCAUACAUGGGAGACCAUCUUAAAUUUAUGCCAGUAUGUAAUUUAAAAACAUUGUACCUACAACAUAUAUCUCAUUCUGUGUACUUCUGUAAUUACAUAAAAGAAGGAAAUUAUUGUUGUUUUUAAAUUUAAAUGCUUUAAAUUUUGCACUGUAUGUUUUAGAUGAAUGCUUGAGCAUAACAUUGUGUACAUAUAUAUAUAUACAGUACAAAGUCCGAAAUCCGGAAAUCUAUUAUCCGGAAUGAUCUAAAAUCCGGACCACAAAGCCACAUUUUUUUUAUGCCUUACGCAUGCGCAUUUGAUUCUUCCUACCAUAAUAAAACGUGUGAAGAUUUUCACUUAAAAAUUCUGAUUUUUAAUUUCACUUAGACACUAAAUAAAAUAUCUCGUUAUGGAAAAACAAUCAUGUAAGCAUAAAUUUGUGAGAUUAAUAAUUUGGCUCCAUAGCUGAGUAUC